CUGUGGACCAGGGACAUGGCGGGCGGCCUCAGCGUUGACGUCAACGUGGUGCCGCUGCUGGUCAACCAGACCGACCCGAAGAGCCUCAUCACCAGCGUCUGCGACUUGAUGUCGGGCACCCGGAUCCACGGGGUGGUGUUUGGCGACGACACGGACCAGGAGUCCAUCGCUCAGAUUUUGGAUUUUAUUUCCUCGCAGACUUUUAUUCCGAUCCUGGGAAUCCACGGCGGCUCUUCGAUGAUCAUGGCGGAGAAGGAUGCGAUGUCCACGUUCUUUCAGUUCGGGGCCUCGAUCCAGCAAGAGGCCAUCGUCAUGCUGAAGUUCAUGCAGUACUACGACUGGCACGCCUUCUCCGUCGUCACCAGCACCUUCCCCGGCUACCGGGACUUCAUCAGCUUCAUCAAGUACACGGUGGAAAACAGCUUUGUGGGCUGGGACAUGCAGAACAUCAUCACCCUGGACACGUCCGUCGUGGACGCCAAGACCACCGUCCAGCUGAAGAAGAUCCACUCCUCGGUCAUCCUGCUGUACUGCUCCAAGGACGAGGCGGUGCACAUCCUGGGCGAGGCGCGCUCCCUGGGCCUGACGGGCUACGACUUCUUCUGGCUCGUCCCCAGCCUGGUCAGCGGGAACGUCGCGCUCACGCCCAGGCAGUUCCCGGCGGGGCUCAUCUCCGUGGCCUACGACGAGUGGGACUACCGCCUGGACGCGCGGGUGCGGGACGGCCUGGGGAUCAUCACGAAGGCGGCGGCGGCCAUGCUGCGGCAGUACGCCUUCGUCCCCGAAGCGAAGAGCACCUGCUACGGGCAGCUGGAGGGCAAGGAGCGGCCGACCCACACGCUGCACCGGUUUAUGAUGAAUGUGACCUGGGAAGGCAAAGACUUAUCCUUCACCGAAGACGGCUAUCAGGCACAUCCCAGAUUGGUGGUCAUUGUGCUCAACCAGUCCCGGGCGUGGGAGAAGGUGGGGAAAUGGGAGAAUAAGACCUUGAGCCAUAAAUAUUCCGUGUGGCCCAGGUUCAAUUCUUUCAAUGACAGCGACCCGGACAACAACCACCUCAGCAUCGUCACCCUGGAGGAGGCCCCCUUCGUCAUCGUGGAGGACAUGGACCCCCUGACCGAGACCUGCGUGAAGAACACCGUCCCCUGCCGGAAAUACGUCAUCAUCAACAACGUCACCAAGGAGGGGAAGAACGUGAAGAAGUGCUGCAAGGGCUUUUGCAUAGACAUCCUGAAGAAACUCUCCAAGGCCAUCGGGUUCACCUACGACCUGCACCUGGUCACCAACGGGAAGCACGGCAAGAAGGUCAACAACGAGUGGAACGGGAUGAUCGGAGAGGUGGUCAAGAAGCAAGCGGUCAUGGCCGUGGGCUCCCUCACCAUCAACGGGGAGCGCUCCGAGGUGGUGGAUUUUUCCGUGCCCUUCGUGGAAACGGGGAUUAGCGUCAUGGUAUCUCGGAGCAACGGGACCGUUUCUCCAUCGGCUUUUUUAGAGCCCUUCAGCGCCUCGGUCUGGGUGAUGAUGUUCGUGAUGCUGCUGAUCGUGUCGGCCAUCGCGGUCUUCGUGUUCGAGUACUUCAGCCCCGUGGGCUACAACCGGAACCUGGCGCAAGGGAAAGAUCCCCACGGACCGUCCUUCACCGUCGGGAAGGCCGUGUGGCUGCUCUGGGGCCUCGUGUUCAACAACUCCGUGCCAGUGCAGAACCCGAAGGGCACCACCAGCAAGAUCAUGGUGUCUGUCUGGGCCUUCUUCGCCGUCAUCUUCCUCGCCAGCUACACGGCCAACCUCGCUGCCUUCAUGAUCCAGGAGGAGUUCGUGGACCAGGUGACGGGUCUGAGCGACAAGAAGUUCCAGCAGCCCUACGCCUACUCGCCUCCGUUUCGGUUUGGCACGGUCCCAAAUGGGAGCACGGAGAGGAAUAUCCGGAACAACUACAAGGAGAUGCACGCCUACAUGGUGAAGUACAACCAGAAGGGCGUGGAGGAUGCGCUGGUCAGCCUGAAGACUGGGAAGCUGGAUGCCUUCAUCUAUGACGCUGCGGUGCUGAACUACAAGGCCGGGCGGGACGAGGGCUGCAAGCUGGUGACCAUUGGCAGCGGGUACAUCUUCGCCACGACAGGUUAUGGGAUCGCCCUCCAGAAGGGAUCGCCUUGGAAGAGGGCGAUCGACCUGGCGCUCCUGCAGUUUGUUGGCGACGGAGAAAUGGAGGAGUUGGAGACGCUGUGGCUGACGGGCAUUUGCCACAAUGAGAAGAAUGAGGUCAUGAGCAGUCAGCUGGAUAUCGACAACAUGGCCGGCGUGUUUUACAUGCUUGCUGCUGCCAUGGCCUUGAGCCUGAUCACGUUUGUCUGGGAGCACUUGUUUUACUGGAAGCUGAGGUUCUGCUUCACCGGGGUUUGCUCGGAUAGGCCAGGAUUGCUCUUCUCUAUCAGCAGGGGUAUCUACAGCUGCAUCCACGGAGUGCACAUCGAGGAGAAGAAGAAAUCCCCCAGCUUCACCCUGACAAGUUCGCAAACCAACAUGCUGAAGCUCCUGCGGACAGCCAAGAACAUGACCAACCUGAACCCCUCGCGGAUGAACUCCCCCAAAAGAACCACCGAUUUCAUUCACAGGGGGUCCCUCAUCAUGGACAUGAUGAUGGAUAAGGGGAAUAUAAUCUUCUCGGACAAUAACAGGCCUUUCCCACCAAAGGAGAACAUUUUCGGUGACAACAUGAGUGAGCUGCAGCCAUUCAUGGGCAAUCGGCCCAGGGACAACCUCAACAACUAUGUCUUCCAAGGGCAGCACCCACUCACGCUCAACGAGUCCAACCCGAACACGGUGGAAGUCGCCGUCACAACAGAAGCCAAAGGCAACUCACGGCCGAGGCAGCUGUGGAGGAAAUCCAUGGAGUCGUUGCGCCAGGAAUCGCUUCGUCAGAGGGACAACGAUUCCGAUGAAAAUCAGCAACACUCCUUGAAGGGUCCGAGGUACCUCCCGGAAGAGAUUCUUCACUCCGACGUUUCGGAUACGUCCAGCCGAGCCACCUGCCACAUGGAGCCCGAAAUCAACCACAAGCACCACAAGUUGAAGGACAAUGUGAAAAAGAGGCCUGUCUCCAAACACCCGAAGGACUGCAGUGAGGUGGAGCUGACAUAUCUGAAGAAUAAGCAAUCCUUGCCCCGGGAUAAAAUUUACAUCAUAGAUGCCGACAAAGAGCGUGGCUUUCACUUGGAUGCUCCCCAGUAUAUGGAGAACAUCAUUCUUCCAGAAUCGCUGGAGUUCUCCGAUGUUUACCAGGAUCACAGCAACAGCUACCAAAAGGAGGAGCAGAGCGAGAGGACUCCCUUACCAAAUGAAGAAGGUCUUCCAAGCAGCGACCAGUACAAACUCUACUCAAAGCACCACAGCUUGAAAGAUAAGAACGUGUCCUUGGGGGAAGCCAACGACAGACACCGGCCGAACGUCAGCCACUGCCGAGGCUGCCUCUCCAGUCUUCCCAGUUACGCCGGGCACUACCUGAGCCGUUCCCCCUACCGGUGUGACGCCUGCAUGCGGAUGGGGAACCUCUAUGACAUUGACGAAGACCAGAUGAUGCAGGACACCAGCAGCUCCACGCAACGGGAGGGCACGUACCGGCCCGACUGGCUGCAGGCCAACAAAACGCAGCCUCCAAAGAAGAGCAAGCUGAAGAUCAGCAGGCAACAUUCUUUCGACAACAUUCUCGACAAGCCCCGGGAAACGGAGGCCGGGAGGCCAUCUCGGAGCAUAAGCCUGCGGGAGAAGGAAAAGUUUCUGGAAGGAAGUCCUUAUGCAAACCUGCUUCACACCCCUCAAAGCAAACUCUUGAGUAACACGGCUCCGCUUUUCACACGCACUCUGGACGAUGGUAAGAGGAUCAGGUCCCUGUAUUUCGACUGCUCUGCAGAGAACUCUUUUCUGCACCCUUAUUGUGACGACCAGCAUUUGGUUCUCGGGCGGAGCCCCGCAGGCCUUUAUAAACCAUCAUUAACCGCGAAAGCGAGGAAUGAUAGUUACUCAAGGUCGUCGAUAAAAUCGACUCCCUCAUACUGUUCCAGAGAUGGCCGGGUCCUGACCGACAUGUACAUUUCGGAGCAUGGAAUGCCUUAUGUUGCAAACCAGAAUAGUGUGUACUCAGCACCAAGAGUUUUAAAUUCCUGCAGCAAUAGACGCGUGUAUAAGAAGAUGCCCAGCCUUGAAUCAGAUGUUUAG
This is a messenger RNA of Varanus komodoensis (Komodo dragon), 4212 nucleotides long. RefSeq names its product glutamate ionotropic receptor NMDA type subunit 2A (gene GRIN2A). Gene Ontology annotation, cellular component: NMDA selective glutamate receptor complex; plasma membrane; postsynaptic density membrane. The transcript has 12 exons. The record is from RefSeq and is a predicted model, not a curated record. Bases 16 to 4212 code for a protein of 1398 amino acids. Gene Ontology annotation, biological process: long-term synaptic potentiation; monoatomic ion transport; synaptic transmission, glutamatergic. Lineage: Eukaryota; Metazoa; Chordata; Lepidosauria; Squamata; Varanidae. Gene Ontology annotation, molecular function: transmitter-gated monoatomic ion channel activity involved in regulation of postsynaptic membrane potential; NMDA glutamate receptor activity.